This is a messenger RNA of Salmo salar (Atlantic salmon), 3183 nucleotides long. The record is from RefSeq and is a predicted model, not a curated record. Lineage: Eukaryota; Metazoa; Chordata; Actinopteri; Salmoniformes; Salmonidae.
AAGACAGCACAUCCCAGACGGAGAACAUCAUGGGUGUCUCAGGUUUAACCAGUUUUAUAGAUGAUCAUGGAACGUUUUUAACAGAUUAUCACUUCAGAAACAGCAAGCUGGUCAUAGAUGGUUCUAAUCUUUACCACUCUCUUUAUUUUAAAUCACGUUUGGAUCAGAAGCAUGGAGGGGAUUAUGAUGAUUUUGAGGACCAGGUCUGCAAGUUCUUUAAGGCUCUGAGAGAUUGUGGCAUUGAACCUUAUGUGAUUAUAGAUGGAGGCUCUGACUUUUCCGAUAAAAAGUUUGAAACUCUUCUCUACCGAGUUCAAUCAACGCUCAACAAAGCCAACAACUUGUCCAAGGGGCUUUGGGGGAGCGGUUUACUACCAAUCCUCAUCAAACAAGUCUUCAAACAGGUCCUCUCCAGCCUGAAGGUGCCAUUCGCACAGUGCAUCUUUGAAGCAGACCAAGAAAUAGCCUCCUUGGCUGAAAGGUGGAACUGUCCGGUCCUGUCCUAUGACAGUGACUUUUAUAUUUUUGACAUCCAGGCAGGAUAUCUGCCCAUCUCCCAUUUUAAGUGGCAGAACGCAUCGACGCAACGCUGGAGUUCUCAAAAUUACAUCCCCUGCAAACGGUACACCACAACAAGCUUCUGCAGACACUUCAAGAUCAACAGACAGCUUCUCCCAGUCUUCGCUGCCAUCACAGGAAACGACUAUGUCAACUUGGAUAAGAUGGGCUUUCCCAUUAGGUGGGAAGACAAGCUGCCGAUGGAACCCAAUCGAAGGCCAAGGGUUGUCUUUUUCAACAAGUUGCUGAAUUGGCUGGCCAGUUUCCAGGAGCAGCAGGAGGCCUUGGACAAUGUGCCCAGACUCAUCGUUUCUAGGAACAACCAACACAACAUGGAUGCUGCCCUCCAGGCCCUCUCUCUGAGCAUAGAGACAUACCAGCUUCAACCCGGUUGCCUGGAGCAGUUCUUCAUUAAAGACAAGGCUCCUGAUCCCGGCCAUCUCCCAGACCAUCUGAGUGUCCUUCCAGACUGGACCCUGCUGCCGUUGAUGAAGGGGAUUCUUCCGUCCAGCAUAAUAUACAUUCUGCAGCUGAGGCCAGUGAUACAGGGAGUCCAAGUUGAAGAUCCCAGCUUAGCCAGUGGGAACAACACCUCUCGGCCCAUACGGCAGGUAGUCUUUGGGCUGCUGCUGGGUGAGAGGAGGGAAGUGGAGGAGUAUGACAGGGAAGGCAUUAACCUGACCAGCAGCAUGGUUAAAGCCAUCUUGCCCAGAGCUGCACAACAAAUGCAGCUAGACAUGCUGAAUCAGGCUCCACAUUCAGUGCGGCUUGAGGUGUUUUUGGAAACCCUUGGUGUGUCCCAGUCCACUUUGAAUGGUAUCCCACCUCAUCUGGGACUUCCUGUGGCUGUUACCUACUACUGGCUGAGGCACGCCCAUCUCCGACCAGACCAUCCUUUCCUGCAGGCCCUGCUACUAGGACUGGUGUAUGGAGAGCUCUGCAGACAGAGGAAGAGCCAGACAGGGUUUAUAGAGGAGGGACCUGUGUUGGAGAGGCUGAGAGGGCUGAUUCAGAGAGGUGCUAGUAACCUAGACCUGGCUGUGGCCCACGCCUAUAGCCAAUGGCAGCGCUGCAUGAGGGAUGGCCUUGACCUGAACCAACUGCUGUGCUUCCCUCUACCUGAGCCUCAGAUUGCAUGGCUGUACAAGGGAACUCUGGUGCACCAGCUUGUGGACGAACUGAGAGGGGUGGUGACCCCAGAUUCUCUCCUGAUGGAAGACCCUUCCUCUGGGCAGCUGUAUAGAGCCAUGCUGGAAGCCAUUCUCAACUCCCAGGAAACUGAGGCCACUGGACAACCUGACGGCCCCUCUGCAGAUUCUGGUGCUGGAGGAAGAAGAGGAUGAUGAUGAUGAUGAUAAGGAGGUUGUACUGAAGUCCCAAUGUCCCACUGCAAGAGGAAGGAAAGAUUCAACAAAGCUCUGUCAAGUUGUAAAUAUAGGGACCACUAUAUACGGACCACUAUACAUCUGCGGAGUUAUAGAUAUAGGUAACACUAUAUAGGGACCACUAUAUAGGGACCACUAUACAUCUGCUGAGUUAUAGAUAUAGGUACCACUAUAAAGGGACCACUAUACAUCUGCUGAGUUAUAGAUAUAGGGACCACUAUAUAGGGACCACUAUACAUCUGCUGAGUUAUAGAUAUAGGUACCACUAUAUAGGGACCACUAUAUAGGUACCACUAUACAUCUGCUGAGUUAUUGAUAUAGGGACCACUAUAUAGGGACCACUAUACAAUUGCUGAGUUAUAGAUAUAGGGACCACUAUCCAACUGUUAAGAAUAGUAGGCAAAGGCCCAGUUUUCUGUGACAUUUUAGUGACAGAGAGCAUGGGUAGGAAGGCCCCACUUGCAUACACACACUCAUGAAGUAGUUUCACUUUCAUUCACACACAGAGCAUAAAGAAGAAUGAACAUCGAUAAGAGAAUUUACAUUUAUUUAAAGAAAAUAAGAAAAAGGAGAAGAAAUGAAUUGGGACUGAAGUUUAUUGAAAUUAUCAAUAAAGGUUAAAUAUGAUGAAAGUUGAAAGUUGAAAACAUUGGGAAAUAUCCAUUGGGAAAUAUUAAAGGGGGAUUAAAGUAGUGCAGUACUGGAGUACACUAAGGUUUCUAGCUUGAAUUGGAAAUCCACAGGACAGAACAGCCAGGCAGGAGGUGGGGGUUAGUUGGUGCUGAAAAUGACCGUUAUGAGCAAUGGCCGCAUUAGGUGUUAAUGCAUCAUUGGAGCAGGAGUUAGCUAUAAUGAGUUAGCAGAAAGGAAGACUGAGGGUAUAAAGGAAGGGUCCCACCUCUCUUUGAGCUAGCUAGAAGAACCUGUCGCCUGCUGGAACAAGAUUUUUGCUUUCGCUUUUUAGCUUGAGAUACAAUUAGGUUUUUAUUAUACUUAUAUUUAGGUUUGUAUUAUACUUAUAUUUAGAUUUUAUUAUAGUUAUAUUUAGAUUUUUAUUAUACUUGGUUAAAGUAUAAUUCUAUGAGGAAUCCUUAAGGUGACGUCAUUGAUAGUGUGUUAAAGUAGCUGUUAGAGUGUUUUAGACACCAUCUGAUAGACUAAGGGGCGAGACAAAAGCUGUUUAUACAUUGUAGAAGGUAACCUGUUUUUCUUGUUAUUAAAUACUGUGCUUCUUUGAAAA